AGUAUGUAAAUUGUGAUGGAUUCAUCUUUCAAGGAAGAUCGAAAGAUGCGAAGAGAGAGAGGGACGAGUAUGGGCGGGUCGUCGUUGAUCUUCGGUGCUGUGCUUAUGUACUGCUUGGUGGUAGCAGCGGUGGCGGAGGAGCAGCUGAGCACGAAAGAGUGUGAGAAUCUCGGCUUCACGGGUCUUGCUCUCUGCUCUGACUGCAGAACGCUUUCCGAGUAUGUUAAAGACAAAGAGGUGGUGUCGGACUGUUUGAAGUGUUGCACUGAAGACUCAGAUGAUGCCACAAGCAAGGUUGUGUAUGCGGGAGCAGUUAUAGAAGUCUGCAUGAGGAAGUUGGUAUUCUAUCCCGAAAUUGUUGGCUUUAUUGAAGAAGAGAAAGAUAAGUUUCCUUCUGUAAAAGUUCAAUAUGCAUAUAAUUCUCCACCGAAGUUGAUUAUGCUGGAUGGUAAUGGAGGGCACAAGGAAACCGUCAGAAUUGACAACUGGAAACGUGAGCACAUACUGCAGUUCCUAACGGAGAAGGUUAAACCUUCUUCUGAUAUUUAAUGCAGCUAGGGAUGAAAUCUUCUAUACAGUAUUCCGUAUUACCACAUCAGUUUGAACACUCACAUGCAUAAACAAUCCACUAGCAUUGCAAACACUGAAACAAUCUUUUUUGUAUUUAGGCUGUGCAUUUAGUUUUGCAGCACAAGUAAACUGCCUAUUGUGCUUGCUUUAGCCGAGCAUGUAAAGACAAUGUUAAUUUUAAGGAUGGUUGCAUCUUCCAGUUAUUUUCCA
This is a messenger RNA of Ipomoea triloba (trilobed morning glory), 780 nucleotides long. Its product is annotated as selenoprotein F. Bases 16 to 549 code for a protein of 177 amino acids. Gene Ontology annotation, cellular component: endoplasmic reticulum lumen. NCBI's taxonomy places the organism in Eukaryota, Viridiplantae, Streptophyta, Magnoliopsida, Solanales, Convolvulaceae. The transcript has 5 exons. The record is from RefSeq and is a predicted model, not a curated record. Gene Ontology annotation, molecular function: oxidoreductase activity.